GAACAGAAGGAAAUCUUUGAAAACAGCACAGGAUGAGAUGGUGGAGCAGAACCUCCUGAGUCACGAUGGACCAAGGAGGGAAAAGAGAAGCCACAGAAAACAGAAGACAGACAAAUCCAUCACUUCUCAAAGUGGCUUCUUCACUGAGCAAAGAGAACAACCAGAAAACAGAGAUGCUUUGAGAACAUCCACAAAGGAGAAAACAAUUCAAAUGGCAGAAUCUGGAGAAAAAAGCAGUGGGAGCAGAAACAAUGGAAACAGCCCCACAUGCCCUACAGAGGUGAAGCGAUUUACUUGUUUGGAGUGUGGAAGGAGCUUCAGGAAUCAGAAGGAGUUUGCUGCCCAUCAGAAGAUUCACACAAGACAGAAAUCACAUAAAUGUGCAGACUGUGGAAAGAGCUUCUGCAAGAAAUGGAACCUUAAACUACAUAAAAGAACCCACACAGGGGAGAAGCCUUUCAAAUGUUCAAAGUGUGAGAAAAGCUUCACUGACAGCUCAAACCUUACUAAACAUAAAAGAGUUCACAGAAGGGAGAAGCCUUACAAAUGUUUGGUGUGCGAUAAAAGCUUCACUGACAGCUCAAACCUUACAGUACAUAAAAGAACCCACACAGGGGAGAAGCCCUACAAAUGUUCUGUGUGUGGAAAACAUUUCGCACAGAUCUCAAACCUUAAAGUACAUGAAAGAACUCACACAGGAGAGAAACUGCACAAGUGUGAACAAUGUGGAAAGAGCUUCACCCGUAAAUCAGACCUGCAGAGGCAUCAAAGGCACCACACAAGGGAGACCCCCAACCAGGAUUCAAAUCUCAGUGAGCGUUUAGAUGAUGAAUCGAGACCUCAUGAAGGUGAGAACGCACAACAGAUGGAAACCAUGUAACUUCCUCAACUAUCCUAAGAAAGUUGCAUCCACACAAUAUAUUUAAAGCUUCCCCCUAAAGAAUACUGGGAACUUAAAGGUGUUCAUAAAGGUGUCUGGAAUUUAGACCUAUGAGGUUGAAACUACUGUUUCCAAAAUUCUUUUGAGAAAGCCAUAUAAUAGCUACAAAGGAGCUUUAAAUGUUUAGUGCAGAUGUGACCUCAGUCUCGGCGUCCAUCUCUUGGGCAUCGCAGGAGCCACCCAGAGGCCACGUCCCCCUGAACCUCCCAAUACACACACAUAAUCCAUGCUUUGGGUGGGUUCUUGAGUCUUUUAAGUGGCUAAAAUACAUUGCCUCAGGUUUUGUGUCCAUUUUUUGUGUAGAUUCCAUG
This is a messenger RNA of Podarcis raffonei (Aeolian wall lizard), 1251 nucleotides long. RefSeq names its product zinc finger protein 239-like. The record is from RefSeq and is a predicted model, not a curated record. Lineage: Eukaryota; Metazoa; Chordata; Lepidosauria; Squamata; Lacertidae. The transcript has a single exon. Gene Ontology annotation, biological process: negative regulation of transcription by RNA polymerase II. Gene Ontology annotation, molecular function: DNA-binding transcription repressor activity, RNA polymerase II-specific. Bases 38 to 880 code for a protein of 280 amino acids.